UGACAACUGUCUAUCUACCUUCCAUAAUAUUUGGUACAAUUUGCUGAAUUGUGUGUGGUUCAUGUUUGUUCAUUUUCUAAAAAAGGAUUAUAAGUAGAGUUUUUAGUAACCAUUCUAAAUUUUGUAUCAAGAUGACAAUCGAAAAAACACCUGAGGUAGUCAAAAUUAACAAAUGGGAUGGUGCUGCUGCUAAGAACGCUAUUGACGAUGCUAUCAGAGAGGUUUUCACUGGUGAGCUAAAGUGUAAGGAGAGUUUUGCGCUUAUAGACGGACGACUUUGCCUCUGCGCCCUUGCUGUUGGCGUCGCUCUGUAUGCCUUGCUAUGGGACUACCUUUACCCAUUCCCGCAGUCAAAAUUGGUACUCAUAAUCUGUGUACUGUCAUACUUCUUCCUCAUGUCUAUUCUGACCAUGUAUACCACAUUCAUGGAGAAGGGCAUUUUUGUGGUAGCACGCGAAACUGUCGGUAACAACAACAGGGUUUGGGAAGCCAGUUCUUAUGUUAAAAAACACGAUGACAAAUACAACUUGGUUCUUGUAAUGCGGGACUUGAAUAAAGUUCGCGAGGCCUCCGUCAACAAGUCCUUCGCCUACUUCAUAGAUGCAAACGGCACUAUUGUGCAGACGCUGAUAGUCAACGAGAUAACUAAACUGUACAACUCAAUUUCGUCUGAGAAGAAGGACAAGUAGAUGAGAAGUGAAAAUAGGUCGGUAAUUAUCGUGCACAAUUCUUAAAUACAGUUUUUUUUAAUCUCAAUAAAUUAUAUAACAUAUAAAA
Pararge aegeria (speckled wood butterfly) is the source of this 777-nucleotide messenger RNA. It is a transcript of the gene Spase25, whose product is annotated as signal peptidase complex subunit 2. The record is from RefSeq and is a predicted model, not a curated record. Gene Ontology annotation, biological process: protein targeting to ER. Gene Ontology annotation, cellular component: membrane; signal peptidase complex. The transcript is spliced from 5 exons. The coding region runs from base 132 to 689 and encodes 185 amino acids. Lineage: Eukaryota; Metazoa; Arthropoda; Insecta; Lepidoptera; Nymphalidae.